Molecule: messenger RNA, 594 nt
Organism: Emiliania huxleyi CCMP1516
Lineage: Eukaryota; Haptophyta; Isochrysidales; Noelaerhabdaceae
Exons: 3
Coding region: 1-594 (197 amino acids)
Molecular function (GO): protein binding
Source: RefSeq, a predicted model, not a curated record
AUGACUGCUGCGGGAGUGCGACCAGACGUGAUCAGCUACAACGCGGCCAUCUCUGCGUGCGAAAAGGCUGGCCAAUGGGAGAAGGCGGUUUCGUUGCUGUGCGAGAUGCCGGAUGCUGGAGUGCAGCCAGACAUGGUCAGCUACAGUGCGGCCAUCUCAGCCUGCGAGAAGGCUGGCCGGUGCGAUGAGGCGCUGUCGCUGCUGCGCGAAAUGCCUGCUGCGGGAGUGCAACCAGGCGUGAUCAGCUACAACGCGGCCAUCUCAGCCUGCGAGAAGGGAGGCCGGUGUGACGAGGCGCUGUCACUGUUCCAAACGAUGCGAGAGGACGACGUGCGACCAGACGUCAUCAGCUACAACGCAGCCAUCUCUGCGUGCGAGAAGGCUGGCAUAUGGGAGAAGGCGCUGUCGCUGCUGCGCGAGAUUUGCGAAGCUCGUUCAGCGACCAGUCUCCGCUCGCUCGGCGAGGCGACUCGCGACCACGCCCGGAGCGGCCGCCCUGCCGAGUCAAUCGGAUUCGGCAUCGCUCCGCUGAUUGCGACGAGCAUUGUGGGGUUGGCACUCCCAUCGACCCUCAUGACCUCCUGCGGUCUCUGA